CUUAGUACUGCUCCAAUAAUUCUCCACAUUACGUCGUCGCGUCUCUUGAGCUACCCUCAUCAACAAGUUCUCUAAACAACUUGAAGGCCACCAGAGAUCUCUCGACCCUUGCCAUGCCACCAACGUCUCCGAUCACCAGCUCGCCACAAUCAAGUGGCGAAGCGGCACUUCUUGAACCUUACACAUACAUAGCAGCCAAUCCUGGAAAGGAAGUCCGAGGAGAGAUGAUCGCAGCUUUCAAUACCUGGUUGCAUGUUCCCGAGGAUAAGCUUCACAUUAUCGCGCGUAUUGUCAGUAUGCUUCAUAACGCCAGCUUAUUGAUUGACGACAUCGAAGAUGACUCCCAGUUGAGACGAGGUCAACCCGUGGCGCACAAGAUUUACGGGAUCCCACAGACGAUCAAUGCAGCCAACUAUGUCUACUUCCUAGCUUUUCGAGAGCUUUUCUUGCUGAGACCGUCCUCGACUGGACCACAAUCUACUUCCGCAGAUUCGGAGGGAGGACAACGACCUACGACCAUCUCCGAGACUCGGUUGUACACAGAUAACGAGGUGGACCAGAUAGUGACAGACGAACUACUCAGUCUGCAUCGAGGGCAGGGUCUGGAUUUGCUGUGGAGAGACUCACUCCAAUGUCCCACCGAAGACGAAUAUAUCUCUAUGGUCAAAGACAAGACGGGAGGUCUGUUCCGAGUGGCCACUAAACUGAUGAUGGCGUGCGCAACAACGAACGUUGCUGUCGAUUACAUCCCGCUAGUCAACCUAAUCAGUGUAUACUUUCAAAUACGGGACGAUUAUAUGAACCUAGAGAGCACCGAAUAUACGACCAACAAAGGCUUCGCAGAAGACCUCACGGAAGGCAAAUUCUCUUUUCCGAUCGUUCAUAGCAUCCAUGCCGACAUGUCAAACAGACAAGUUCUGAAUGUUCUCCAGAAACGCCCGACCACACCCACUCUAAAGACACAUAUCAUCUCUUAUCUAAGGAAGGCGACCAAGUCCUUCGACUAUACAUUGGAGAAGCUGCAGACUCUUGAAGCGGAGAUCAGAGAAGAGAUCCAGAGGCUUGGAGGAAAUCCUAGGUUGCAGGCCCUGUUGGAUUUGAUUCGCGUAUCGAGCUCAAAGUCCGAGUAGUUCAAUGGACGUCUUGAUGCUCCCAGUCGGUCUCAUCGUGGACUUUGUGCUUCUGUUUUUGCUUCGUCGCUCUAUGUCACUCGCAUAAUGUGUACUAGUAAUUUUUCUUGAAUCUUAGUCUUUCUUUUGGCCCC
Molecule: messenger RNA, 1264 nt
Organism: Stereum hirsutum FP-91666 SS1
Lineage: Eukaryota; Fungi; Basidiomycota; Agaricomycetes; Russulales; Stereaceae
Product: terpenoid synthase
Exons: 9
Coding region: 114-1130 (338 amino acids)
Biological process (GO): isoprenoid biosynthetic process
Molecular function (GO): prenyltransferase activity
Source: RefSeq, a predicted model, not a curated record